AUGUCUGGCGAAGUAAACCUCUCAAUUCUCCUCUCAACAAUGCAACCAGUCCUGGACCCACAAACCUACGUCUUCGUCACCACAACACAACCCCUCGCAUCACUCCCACUUGAUACUCUGGAUCCACAAUUGAUAGCCCAAGAAACUGAAGGCACAACGAUUGUUACCACGGAAGCUCUAGCCGCGUCCCACGGCUUCAAGGAGAUUGUCUUCCCGUGCCGCAAGAUCUCGCUGGGGAUCCAUUCCAGCCUUGAGGCGGUCGGACUGAUUGCGGCCGUUACUGAUCGACUCAAGGAUCAUAAAAUCAGCACCAAUGUUGUGAGCGGGUUUUUCCAUGAUCAUAUAUGUUCCUGCUGGGCGGGCGGAGGAUGCAAUGAAGGUCUUGGGGGAUCUGGCGGAGGAUGUGAAGCGCAAGUGCCCGGUUUGAUGUUUGGAUGUAGCCACUGUUGGUUGGCCGCAACAGCCAGUUAUCUCCUUACUCCACCCCCAUGA
Penicillium longicatenatum is the source of this 492-nucleotide messenger RNA. Its product is annotated as ACT domain-containing protein. Lineage: Eukaryota; Fungi; Ascomycota; Eurotiomycetes; Eurotiales; Aspergillaceae. The transcript is spliced from 2 exons. The record is from RefSeq and is a predicted model, not a curated record. The coding region runs from base 1 to 492 and encodes 163 amino acids.